AUGGGCUGGCUGGAGGCUGUGUGUACAGCAGUUGUUCGAUAUUUCUUUCAAUUUUUCUGGACUUCUCUAACUGCCGUUCACCUAUUGAAAGAUAGGUUAUUGUAUAGAAACGUAGUUACCAAAGCUUAUCCUAAGCCAAAGUGUCUGGAAGGAUGGUGUUCUCAUUUCAUUCAAUUAGAGGGUGUAACUCUCCACUACGUCCAAAGUGGUCAGAAUGAAAAGCCACUUCUACUUAUGAUCCAUGGUUUUCCUGAGUUUUGGUACUCAUGGAGAUACCAACUCAAAGAAUUUCAGAGAGAUUAUAGAUGCGUUGCUAUUGAUAUGAGAGGAUACAAUUUAUCUGAAAAGCCUAUCGGCGUGGAAAAUUACUGUCUUGACAUUCUAGCCAACGAUAUUCAGCUAGUUAUCAGAAAAUUAGGAUAUCAAAGAGCAAUCGUUAUGGCUCACGAUUGGGGAGCAAUUGUUGCUUGGCAGACUGCAAUGAUGUUUCCUGAAGUAAUCGAAAAGCUUGUAAUUUGUAAUGUUCCUCAUCCAAAAGCCUACGAAAUAAGUUUUAAACAGUUGUUGAAAAGCUGGUAUAUAUUUAUGUUUCAAUCUCCCUAUAUCCCUGAAUGGAGCGUUGCAAAUCGAGACUUCCGCAUGCUCAAUGCGAUGUUUAGAGGACGGAAAGGUGGUUUGAAAAAUCGUCAGAACUUCACAGAAGAAGAUCUCCAGGCUUGGAGAUACGUAUUCAGUCAAGAAGGUGCUCUGACUCCCCCUAUCAACUUUUACAGAGCAUUGUUUUCUGCGCCAUCAAAAUUCAGAACUUCCGAACUGAUUCAGCCACCUGUUCUUAUCGUUUGGGGAACAGGAGAUCCGUUUCUAACCAAAGAAAGUGCGAAGAAAAGUGUGCAGUUCUGUAGGUCAGCUCAACUCUACUUGUUAGAAGGAAUAUCUCAUUGGGUUCAGCAAGAUGAACCUCAAAAAGUAAAUGCACGUAUUCGCAAGUUUCUGGAUGAGAACUCCAAGUUGUGA
Messenger RNA from Auanema sp. JU1783, 1014 nucleotides. The record is from the annotation of a GenBank genome assembly. NCBI's taxonomy places the organism in Eukaryota, Metazoa, Nematoda, Chromadorea, Rhabditida, Rhabditidae.